Messenger RNA from Rhodofomes roseus, 1677 nucleotides. Its product is annotated as apoptosis-antagonizing transcription factor. Gene Ontology annotation, biological process: maturation of SSU-rRNA from tricistronic rRNA transcript (SSU-rRNA, 5.8S rRNA, LSU-rRNA). Bases 189 to 1610 code for a protein of 473 amino acids. Gene Ontology annotation, cellular component: nucleolus; nucleus. Lineage: Eukaryota; Fungi; Basidiomycota; Agaricomycetes; Polyporales; Fomitopsidaceae. The record is from RefSeq and is a predicted model, not a curated record. The transcript has 7 exons.
CCGAAACUCGAUCCGACUCAACUUUCCUUCCGCCACCGCACGCGCUCCCUCCGCCUCGCUGCUGCCUCGCCCCAUCGCAUCAAUCUCAUCUUUAUUCUAGACUUUCGACAAGAAGACAUUGCUCGUCGAGCACCCGUAAAACAGGCAAGAGCUCGACGUCCAACUGGUCACUACCGGCCAGGCAAACCAUGUCCCGCCUUACGCUCGCCCAGCAGCUCGCCGCGCUGGCCGAACCCGCGCCUGCUGACCUCGACCCGGAAGACGUGCAGGCAGGCGUAGACCCGGAGGAACAGCAUGCUGCUGAUAAUAACGCGGCGAGAGAACACUAUGUCAAUGUCGCUCCGUCUGCAAUACGUAAACUGCACGACAGCAUCACCGACCCAAAAUAUGACGGCAUGCGCACGACCCGCAAGCAGCUAUUGGAAGACGAAGACCUUGACAGCGGCGACGACGACGACGUAGACGGCGCGGUGCCCAGUCCAUCGGAAGAGGAGAACUACUCCGACGUUGCAGACGAAAACAGCGAAGAAGACGAGGAGGAAUUGCUUUAUAAAGAGAGCGAUGAGGAAGCUUCCCCCGCUCCCAGUCCUUCACCUUCUGACCGGCCAGGUGGCACACGAGCUAUUCAAUCCAAUCAGCCUGUGAAGGAUCCGGAACCAGACCUUGCGUCCAACCUGCGCAAGACUCGAGAAGAGGACCGGCAAAAGGGCAAGGCCGUGUCCCGCCAGAUUGCAUUGUGGGACUCCCUACUCGACGCGCGGAUACAAAUGCAGAAGGUGGUGACAGCAGCGAAUCGAUUGCCGACAGGCACGUAUCUCAGCCAUCUCGCCCAAAACGGCUCUGCCCGUGCAGCAUUGGAGGGCCUGUUCGGCGAAGCAGCCGCACUCUCCGAAGACUUGUUCUCAUUGCAGGAGGGUCUUCUCAGGGACAAUGAAUCAAUCGAGCCUCCCCCGCGCAAGCGACGAAGAGUGGACCUGGAGCAAGACCCCUCGUAUGACUACCCAGACCACCUCCGUGAUCUGUCCGCGGCUGCUUCGGCGCUUGAGUCGAGCUACCACUCGCACCUCAUCCACACGCUCGCGAAGUGGUCGGCGAAAGUGCAAGCAGUCGCACCUAGUGUCCUCCUCGGUAACAAGACAGCCUUCAACAAGGACGACAGGAGCAAGGUCGGGGCCGUAGGCAUGGUCGACGACCUCCUGCGCACCGAUGGGACCAAGCUGCUUGCCCGGACACGGACGCGCAGGAGCAACACGAAGCGCCUUGAAUCUGCUGAUCAUCGAGAUGAGCCUCGUGGCGCAGAUGAUGGCAAUGACGAUGAGAAGGAAGACGCAGAACUCUUCGACGACUUGGACUUCUACCAGCAGCUUCUCAGGGACGUCAUCAAAGCUCGUACAGGUGAUACGGGCGAGCAGGAUUGGAUGGCGCAGCAGCGGGAAAGAAAGGCGAGGAAGAAGCUCAAGGUGGACACGAAGGCGAGUAAGGGGAGGAAGCUGCGGUAUGAAGUACAUACGAAGCUGCAGAACUUCAUGGUCCCGGUGCCCGUGACCCAUGGCGGCUGGCACGAUGAGCAGAUUGACGGGUUAUUCAGUUCUUUGCUUGGAGCGGGGUAGAUUGUAUAUACUUUGAGCUUCUGUCGCAACACGUCGUGAGCGCAUGACUCGCUGUUUCAAUGCUCUU